Messenger RNA from Drosophila pseudoobscura, 1327 nucleotides. RefSeq lists its product as uncharacterized. NCBI's taxonomy places the organism in Eukaryota, Metazoa, Arthropoda, Insecta, Diptera, Drosophilidae. The transcript is spliced from 2 exons. Bases 689 to 1111 code for a protein of 140 amino acids. The record is from RefSeq and is a predicted model, not a curated record.
AUAAUAAUCAUAAAAUAAAACAGUAAGCCGAGUGCUUUUCAUGUGUGGGCAACCCUGCGGAUCCGCAUCCGCCACGCACACCCUUUUUUUCCUGUGCGGAGGCAAAGGAGGAGGCAAUGAAGCGGAAAAGGGAAAGACCUGCUCCUGCUCCUGCUCCUGCUGCUGCUCGUGCUCCACAAUCACCCCAUCAAAAUGCACAGCGUGCCCCAAGCCAUGCCCCAUUCCAUCUUCCGUGGCUUCAGGGCUCGAAAUGGACACCAGACACCAGGAGCAGCGGCUAAGCCGCGACAAGGAUUCAUCAACAAUGGACACCGGUGGGGGGCAGUGCCCUUCCACUCAAUUUCUCAAAAAACUUGACGUCUUUCGUUGACCCGGAAUAUCCAACCGAAUAGUAGGCCGUGCCUAUACCAUUGCCUGGCAAUUUUCGUAGGGAGCAGAGUUCUAUUCAGUUCUACUUGUGAGUUCGAUUGUGUAAGAUCCAAAUUUCUCAAAGCAAAACAGAGAUAAAACAACAAACGAAAAUUGUAUAUUUUUUUGUUUUAAAAAAUUUUGUUGCGUUCUUUUUUGUUUGACUACGGUAUCAGUGCCUUCGUGUCGAACGAAUCACAGCCUCUGGGAGCUCUCGGUGUUGUUUGCAGAGUUUUCUUUUCUAUUCGUCCGAAUAGCGAAUUAAGCGACUUCCCUUACGAUGUUCUCAGAAUGCAUUGCGGCUGUGGUGGAAGUCGGAAUGAAGGCCUACCGUUAUUUCCGGCCACCGCCCCCUGAGCCAUCGGCUGUCUUCGUCUGGAAGUCCAUCUGCACCCACUGGGUGGGGGUCCUGGCUGGGCCCGUCAUACUGGCGCUGAUUUUCAAGCGCACCUACGACAUCAUCAAGGUUCGUCGCGCACUCAACGCUGGAGGGGACCCGGCAGAAAAACCAAAUCCUGCCGAAGGAGAGGCAGGGGCAGAGGGACAGGUGCCCGCCGAGCAGGCCGUAGAGCCUACUGCUGCUGAAGGGGCAGCCAGCCAGGACGGUGGCGAUGGCGAUGGCGAGCAGCAGGAAGACAAAGCGGAGGAGCGCCCCGGCCUGGAGGAGGCCCCGGCCGAAGAAGCCGCUUCUGGCGAUGCUUAGGUCGUCGGAUCACAAGGCCCUGCACACAAAUCGAAAUGAAAGCAAGCUUACAAGACCCUACACGUCACACUAUUCCGCGCUUUCAAAUUUUCGGGGAAUCUACUUGCAAUCGUUCGACCUGAUGCCCUUCUCGGUGGAUGCUGGAGGACUCGAACUCGAAGUGUAUCUUUUUGCUUGAAUAAAUUUCUCAUUUCGAUUUGUGGAAUCGCAAUUAAA